Molecule: messenger RNA, 8910 nt
Organism: Aethalodelphis obliquidens (Pacific white-sided dolphin)
Lineage: Eukaryota; Metazoa; Chordata; Mammalia; Artiodactyla; Delphinidae
Gene: ZBTB4
Product: zinc finger and BTB domain containing 4
Exons: 5
Coding region: 3322-6294 (990 amino acids)
Biological process (GO): regulation of transcription by RNA polymerase II
Molecular function (GO): protein binding; RNA polymerase II cis-regulatory region sequence-specific DNA binding; DNA-binding transcription factor activity, RNA polymerase II-specific
Source: RefSeq, a predicted model, not a curated record
CUCUCCUGGUCACCACUGUUGGCUGGUGCGGCAGCCAGGGGUCCUGCAGGGCUCUCCCGGGCUAUGGGGACAGAAAGCCAGACAGAGAGAGUCCAGUGUUGUGGGGCAGAAUUACAAGAUGUGGCCCUGUGGCUUUGGGUGACAGGUCCGCAUUUGAAGCCGGGCACAGUACCGGCGGAGUUUGUUAGGUGUGGGGUUUUAUGUUUUACACCGGCGUGUGUUUUCUUGCACAUAUGUGUCUGGCGCUGCACAUAUGAACUAUUUGGGAACUGUUGUUUUCUGCGUAGCUGGCGAGGGCUAAGUGCUGUGGAGGGCGCCGGAGUGCAGGGUGUUGUGUGCCCAGCUGGAGAGGGCAGUUGUGUACCCUUGAGUCUGAGUGGGAAGGUGUCGGGUCCGGUCCCGUUCAUGCGGCCCCGCUGAGGUGUGGUCCAGUCUCGGAGAGGAUGGCCCGCUGGAUGGGUUCUUGGGUCCAUGUGACGAUCAGGUGGCACAGGGGAGGGAGGGCGCGGGGGGAGGCAUGUCUAGAACUCAGGUCCCGCGGGUCGUGCAGGAAGUGAGAAGCCCCAGGGUGUGUCUCAGGUACCCCUAGGGCGGCUGGCACCAGUGUGAGGGGCCCUGGGUGGAACAUGCAGGUUGUGUUUAUGGGAUGGGGGGGCAGCCGAGCGAGGGGAAGGUUGUGUGUUUGCGACAUUCCCUACGGGAUUCUUUUGUGACGUCGUUUGUGGGAGCCCAUCUGUGCUGUUGGGCUGGGAAGCAAGCUGGUCAGAAAACACUUGUGGGGAGGGCGAUGGCGUGACAAGGGCCGUGUGGGCCUCGGACUCUGGAGAUCAGCCGUGAGCUGUGCGUGCGUGCCUGCCUCUGCGUGUUGGAGUGGCCGUGUGGGGCUGCUGUGGGGAUAUGUUAUGAAGAAGGAGGGGAGAUAAAUAUGGGGCAGAGCAAGGGAAGCAGGCGGGAGGCCUGGGUGUUGUCGGGCAACCCAGCUAGUCUGUGCAGGGUCUGUGCGCUAGCCCCUCGCCGGCCCGCCCAGCGCGUCAGGGUCACCGGGUGGAGAGGCCUGGCGGCUGCGAGGAAACUCAACUUGGACAGAGCAGCUCCUUGGCCAUGUUUAUGUAAAGGCCGGGUGUGACUCUUGUCACUGAAAUGGAAAAAAGAAACAUGAAGUUUUCAGUCUCCUCCUGCUUCAACCCUCUCUCUGCCCCCUUGCAGGGAUCUCUGCUAUUCUGUCUCUUCUGUGAUGCACACUGGGCCCCUCCUGCGACCGUGGAAGGGUCUGGGAAUGGAAUUUGCUCACUAGGCAGAUUCCUCAGAACAGGUUUUCCUCACCUUUGGGGCCCAGGCCCUUCUGUAGGGGUGUGUGUGUGUGUGUGUGUGUGUGUGUGUGUGUGUGUUCCAAGUGUACAUAUCACUGUGGUCUGCCCCUGGCCUGGCGGGGAGGGUGCAUGUGCAUGGGGGCAGGGAGGGCACUACGGCCAGGCCCCCCCCACUGCGUGGGGGCGUGCUGGCUAUGUCAGGCCUGCACAACAGGUGCACCACGGCCUGGUGGAGGGCAAGGAGGCCUAGACUAGAACUGAGGAGUUCGGGCCCUACCCCUUCCUCGCUGGCACCUUCCCUAAGUGAGCCUCAGUUCCUCAUCUUUAAAAUGGGGCUAAUCACCUGCCCUGUCCGUCUUCCAACAGGGCUGUAGGUAGGUAGCACAUGGAAAACAUACCUGGAAAGUAGCUACAGUCUGGGGACUAUGCCUGUGCCAGCCACUGUCAGCCCUCUGCCAGCACUGAGCCCCUUCCUGGGGCUUGGUUAAUAACAACAGUAAACACUUAUUUAACACUGUGCACCAGGCACUGUCCUCAGUGCUUUUACGUAUGGUCACUCAUUUAGUCCUCCCAGCGCCGCGUGGAAGUAGGAGUUCUAAGUACCUCCCUUUUUCAAAUGAGCCAGCCGAGGCCCAGGGAGGUAAUUUGCCCAAAGCCACUUAGCUAGUAAGAAGUAAAGCUGGAUUUGAACCCAGCCAGUCUGAUUCCAGAUCAUGUGCUCUUUAUAUGUGUCCUCUACUGCCCUUUUGAAGCUUUCUGUGGGCCUCUCUGUGCACCACCCCCGCCAAACACACACGCACUUCUGCCCAAUUUCUGCAGAACUUAACACCUGCACCAGUCCAUUUCAGAAGACUGGUGUGUUUAAACAGUGACUUAGGAAGUCUCAGCCUGGGAGGGAGAACCUAGCAUCCACUGCUGGAUACUGGCCACAGGAGCACAAAACGUUGAUGAACCAGGCAAAGGAGAGAUUGUUCUUGUCCUGAGGGUCAGGGAGGGCCAAGAGGAAGAUGGCAUUUGAGGUAGAUCUUAACAUUUUGGAGGGAUUUGGGGAAGAGGCUGGGGGGAAGGUUGUAUUUCUAGCAGGAGAACCAGCAUGGGCGAGGGCAUGGAGGUGUGGGACUGCUGGGGAUGGAGAGCACAGCGUGUGCUUAAGGGGAGACUCAUGCAACGCAAGAAUAGAGAGGAAGAUGGGAAUUAGACUCGAAUGCUCAGCUGAGGAAUUUGAGCUUUAUUCCGGAGUGGAGGCCCGAGAAGGUUUCUGAGCCCAGGAGCGAUGCCACCUGAGCUGCUUUGGGGCCGUUGAUCCUCAGUGAGAGGAAGGCUGGAUGGUGGAAGCUAAGACCAGAAGCAGGGGACGAGCUGGGAGGCCAUGGCCUUGGACCAUGAGUGUUAACAAGGCCCUGAGCUAGUUUGGGGGCCAGAGGCAGGUUAGAGGGAAGGUUUCCAGAGCCAUUCCCAAGCUGGGCCACAGGGAAUUCCCUGGCAGUCUAGUGGUUAGGACUCCACACUCUCACUGCUGAGGGCCCAGGUUCGAUCCCUGGUCAGGAAACUAAAAUCCCCUAAGCCGCACAGCAUGGCCAAAAAAGAAAACAAAAAACAAAAAAAACUGGGUUGCAUAUUUGACCAGACUCAGUGGCUGCUGGAUGUGGAGAGUGAGGGAAAGGGUGGAGUCAGAUAUGACACAGUUAUCACUUAGCACGUGAGACCUCGCGUGGUGAUUUCGGUAGCCCGCUGGCCCCGGCAGUGUGGCAGAGGGAAGGACCCUGCAUCUGGGUUCACACAGGCCUGGAUUUGAAUUUUGACUCUGCUGCUCACAAGCUGUGUGACCUUGAGCAAGAACUGAACACCAAACCGCGAACGGGGCCCCUUCCCCUGGAUUCCUGACCCACCCGCAAUCCAGCAACUCAGCUGAUGGAGAGGCAUUUGACCUAGAGGGAAGAGGCCCGGCAGAAGGGACUCGCUGAGCCACCCCCGCUCUGCUCCAUGUUGGCUGUGCUCUCAGGCUGGCGCCAUGCCCCCCCCAGCAGAGGUGACAGACCCGUCCCAUGCCCCCGCCGUCCUGCGCCAGCUCAAUGAGCAGCGGCUCCGUGGCCUCUUCUGUGACGUCACCCUCAUAGCCGGAGACACCAAGUUCCCUGCUCACCGCAGCGUCCUGGCUGCUUCUAGUCCCUUCUUCAGAGAGGCCCUGCUCGCUUCAGCCCCACUGCCCCUCCCACCAAUUACUGGGGGCUCUGCCCCCAACCCUGCCUCCACCACAGCUUCUUCCUCCUCCUCCUCUUCCUCCUCCUCUCCCCCUCCACCCUCACCUCCCGCUUCAUCCCCACCCCGGGUCCUGGAGCUGCCAGGUGUCCCAGCAGCUGCCUUCUCUGAUGUCCUCAAUUUCAUCUACAGUGCCCGGCUGGCACUACCUGGUGGUGGAGGGGACGGGGCAGCCGUGGCAGAGAUCGGCGCUCUGGGGCGGCGUCUGGGCAUCUCCCGCCUGCAGGGCCUGGGGGAGGGAGGUGAUGCCUGGGCACCUCCUGCCCCAGCCCCCACGGCCACCUCGCAGCCUGAAGAAGACAACUUCGGGCCUGGGCCUAGGCCAGCCGGGGAGUGGGAGGGUGACAGGGCUGAGGCCCAGGCCCCUGACUCACAGCCUCCCCUGCCCCGGCGGCCCCUCCCCUGCCCCCGAUGUGGGAAAAGCUUCAUCCAUCCCAAGCGGCUGCAGACCCAUGAGGCACAGUGUCGUAGGGGGGCCAGCACUCGGGGGUCUGCAGGGCUGGGAGCCGGGGGCUCUGGCUCCAGUGGCCCUUCAGGAGUGGACGCCUCAGCCCUGCCCCCACCAGUGGGCUUCCGAGGUGGUCCCGAGCACGUGGUGAAGGUGGUGGGCGGCCACGUGCUGUACGUGUGCGCGGCCUGUGAGCGUUCCUACGUGACCCUGUCCAGCCUGAAGCGGCACAGCAAUGUACACUCGUGGCGGAGGAAGUACCCCUGCCGCUACUGUGAGAAGGUGUUCGCCCUGGCUGAGUACCGUACCAAGCACGAGGUGUGGCACACCGGGGAACGCAGGUACCAGUGCAUCUUCUGCUGGGAGACCUUUGUCACCUACUAUAACCUGAAGACCCACCAGCGAGCCUUCCAUGGCAUUAGCCCGGGCCUCCUAGCCAGUGAGAAGACGCCCAAUGGAGGCUAUAAGCCCAAGCUCAAUACCCUCAAGCUGUACCGCCUGCUCCCCAUGCGGGCGGCCAAGCGGCCCUACAAGACCUACAGCCAGGGAGCCCCCGAGGCCCCCCUUUCUCCGAGCCUCAACACUCCGGCCCCUGCGGCAAUGCCGGCCAGCCCACCACCCGGACCCCCACCUGCCCCAGAGCCUGGCCCCCCACCGUCUGUCAUCACUUUUGCCCACCCAGCUCCCUCUGUCAUUGUACACGGGGGUAGCACCAGUGGUGGAGCAGGGAGUGGGCCGGCCAGCACAGGGGGGGCCCAAGCUGCCUCAGUCAUCACUUACACUGCUCCGCCACGGCCCCCCAAAAAACGUGAGUACCCACCUCCUCCCCCUGUGCCUGCAGCUGCCCCAGCCAGCCCAGCCCCAGCCGGCAGCCCAGCCACAGCCACGGAGGAGGCCAAGGGCCGGAACCCACGGGCCACAAGGACUCUGACCUACACGGCCAAGCCAGCUGGUGGGCUUGGCGGGGGCGGGGGUCCCCCUGCAGGGCCUGGCCGGGGUCCCUCUCAGCUGCAGGCUCCACCUCCACUGUGUCAGAUCACUGUACGAAUCGGUGAGGAGGCUAUUGUCAAGCGCCGCAUCUCAGAAACUGACCUGCGUCCCGGGGAGCUGAGCGGAGAGGAGAUGGAGGAGAGCGACGAGGAGGAUGAAGAGGAGGACGAGGAGGAGGACGAGGAGGAUGAGGAGGACGAGGAGGAGUCGAAGGCUGGCGGGGAGGACCAGCUCUGGAGGCCCUACUACUCGUACAAGCCCAAGCGCAAGGCUGGAGCCGCAGGCCCGGGCAGCAGCGGGGGCGGCGGGAUGCCCAGAGGCCGCCGGCCGCCUCGCUGGAGACAGAAGCUGGAACGGAGGAGCUGGGAGGAGACCCCGGCGGCCGAGGGCCCCGCAGGGCGUGCCCGUGGCGAGCGGAGGCACCGCUGCGGGGACUGUGCCCAGACAUUUGCCACCCUGAGGAAGCUGCGCAAGCACCAGGAGGCCCACGGCGGGGGCUCCCACAACUCUCGGGCUGGACGGAAGCCUUCCACCCGCUUCGCCUGCCCUCACUGCGCCAAGGUGUGCAAGACGGCAGCCGCCCUGAGCCGCCACGGGCAGAGGCAUGCUGCCGAGCGGCCCGGGGGUACCCCCACGCCUGUCAUUGCCUACUCCAAGGGCUGCGUUGGCACCCGAGCCGGGGACGUCAAGGAGGAGGCUCCCCAAGAGAUGCAAGUCUCCUCAUCCAGCGGGGAGGCGGGUGGCGGGAGCGCUGCUGCUGAGGAAGCUUCCAAAACCGCCUCGCUCCAGGACCCUGUCAUCUCAGGGGGGGAGGAGCCCUCAGUGGUGGCAGGAGGGGGUACCUAUGCAUACCCACCUGUGCAGGAAUUUCCACUGGCUCUGAUCGGGAGCGGCCGGGAAUCUGGCAGUGGCAGGGGAAAAGCUGGGAGUGAGGGGCCAGUGGGGGCUGGGCGGGGGGACCGGAUGGAGGGGAUGGGGGCUGCCAAAGUCACCUUCUACCCUGAGCCCUACCCACUCGUCUAUGGGCCCCAGCUUCUUGCCGCCUACCCUUACAACUUCAGCAACUUGGCCGCUCUCCCAGUUGCUCUUAACAUGGUCCUACCUGAUGAGAAGGGUGGGGGGGCCCUUCCCUUCCUACCAGGGGUCUUUGGCUACGCAGUCAACCCUCAAGCAGCACCCCCUACCCCUCCAACUCCACCGCCCCCAACUCUCCCUCCACCAGUCCCCCCUAAGGGAGAAGGGGAAAGGGCAGGGGUUGAAAGAACCCAGAAGGGAGAUGUGGGGUGAGCUCUGGGCCCAGAUCCCCCCUUUCACUAGAUGCCACCCUCCCUGAACCCCCGCCACUACCAGCUCCCUGGCCUCCCUGCCCCUUGGGAGCCCCUCCACACUCUUGUGCAGGGACUUGGGGGCCUCUGGAGCUCAGGGGUCAGGCUGCUUUGUGUGAGAUUGUAGUUUUCCCACCACCUGGGAAGGGAUCUUUGGUGGUUCCCCUCUCAGUUCUCCUCCAGGGAAUGGCCUCCGUGAGGGGCAGGGCCAGCUCCCAUCCCUUCUCCAGCCCUUGGGGCAACUGAGCAAUAUACUUAAAUGAAUCUCUACUCAUAGCCCCCACCAGCUCUGAAUGUCUAACCUGCCCCCCUGAUUCGUAAACCUAGGGGGAAACCAUCUCUCUCACCUAAUGUUCCCCCCUCGUUCUGAAGCUUUCUCUAAGCCCUUGCCCAGAUGCUUCCCAGCACAUUCCAUCCUUUGUGGCCCAGGGCCUGGACCAGACCAUUGUGAUACCUGACACUUACUCACCUGGGAGUAUGGCUUUGGAUUCCAUUCUCCCCGACGGUGGGUUUCUGUGCCCAUUUCCUUCACAUUAAGAUGCCAUCCCUUCCUUGGCUUCCAUGCCUUUGGAUCUUCCAUAUUCCUCCUUAUACUCCUAGACUCUGGAGAUGGCCUCUCCCAUCCAGGUCAAGGAGGUGCUAGGGGGAGGGCUACCUAUCUGUUCCAUGGCUGAGUACUUUCCCAGCCCAGGGCAGCACCAAUCUCAGCCCUACUUUGACCCUCAAAUCUCGUGAGCCCCAGACUCUUCCAAGGCAAAAGAAGUAGGUAGAUUGCACCUCUUCCUGCCUCUACAUAUGGCCUCUUCUGGGCUAAACCAGAUUUGGGGGCCGGGAGGGAGGAGCUCUAUAUGGGAUGGGGAAGGGAAUCUACUUUCUCCCUGUUUUUUUUCCCGAUGGUUUCUCCCAGACUAGACCAAAUAGCCAGAAAAAUGGAUGGGGGUUGGAUGGGUGGGUAAGCCCAAGAUUUGCACAUGACCUCCCAUCCUUACCUUAACCUCCUUUUUUCCCCCAGUAUCACUUCCCUCACCAAUCACUCCAGAUGGUUUUUGGUGAACCAUCCUACUCCCUUGGUGGGCUUUGGGGUAUCCCCACCAACUUUCCCUGCAAAAUAGCACCUUACACCCCAUCUUUGACUCAGUUCCCCACGCCCAAAGAUCCCAGCCUAGGGAUGGGGUACAGGGACCUUAUAAGUCCCUAAUCCCUAAUUUGCACUAGUUAACCCUGGUCAGGGGUCCCUAUGUUUCCUUCCAGUGGGGGAGUUGAAGAAAUGUUUGCUCCUAAUUCUCUUUGAUAACUGGGCCUCCCCACUCUGUGAUUGGAUGAACAUUUUCCAUCCACCCACCUCCCCCCCCCCAGAAAAAAAAAAAACAGCUCACGAGGGGAGAGCCAGUUUGGGGGAGCAAAUUUGAAAAAUGGGAAUUAGAGGAGUGCAGUUUAAAAAGGGGAAAAGUUGUCAUCAAAAUGGCAGCCUUUUUCUCAGCUACUGUUUUUUGGGGCCAAGAUGGCUGCCCUCUCAACUGAUGCUGAAAGGGCAAGAUCAUGGCUUUUGGAGGGAGGGGGUUUGGGGGGAGGGGCAGGACCAACCUCCUGCCUCUUCUCGCCCUCCCAGCAUACGGAAAGGGGAGGUUUUCGACAGGCUCCCUGAAUGUUAACCACGGAGGAGUGUCGCUCCUUCACUCCUCCUCUGUCUCUUUGCACUUUUCUUGGUCUUGGCCACAGUCCGAGUGAAGAGUUUCCUACUGAAUGUACCAUACCGAGUUCCAAUUUUUAAGGGGGAGAAAAGUUUAAAACGGGGAAAAAUGCAAAAAAAAAAAAAAUCACAAAAAAAAUCCCCACAAAUCUUGUUUCUGGCACUUUAGAAAAACUGCGAAUAAAAGUACAUAAUAAAGAAUACAUAUAUAUCUACACACAAAUUAUAUAUAUAAAAUAUAUAUAUAUAUAUAUAUAUAUAUAUAUAUAUACACAGCGGAACCACAAGAGAGACUGAGGAAGGCCUUGGAGGCAGGGGGCAGAUGCGAUAACAGUCCCCCUAUAUCCUUAACCUGCACUCCUCUGAGGCAAAAAGGCACAGAGAUGGAAGGGGUUGAGGAUGGACCAGGGAAUUUGAAUUUCAGAACAGGUCAAAAUUCUAAAACCAUGGACAUUUUGGGAGAACUGAGAAUGUAGACAUUUAUUUUUUUGAAAAUAUGAUUUAGGAAAAUAGUUUCCAGAAUUUGGUGGUUCUGGGCAACAAAGGAGAUUGUGGCGAAAUGGCGAUUAAAAUACAUGUAUCGGAGUUGGGGAACUUGAAUAUUGUGAAUUUCACAUGUUGGAAAUUUGGGAUUUUGCAAUUUUGUCUUUUGAAAAUUAUUAAGUCUUGUCAGUUUGUGCCCUCUUUCCCCAUGUUCCCUGGGAAGAAGGGUGAUGGUGGAGUGGGAAGGCCACUGGUUCUGUGCCACAGCACGCAAGAUUUAGAAUUCUACAGACUCUAGCUCUAUACGUAGUGAGGACCCAGAUUUAGAGAAACUGACCAAUAUUUAUCUCCGCAUUUGUGUGUGUGUCCAACUCUCUAGGCCAAUAAACCAACAAGACAAACGAA